AUGUCUGGAACUACUACUGCUCCUGCUCAGACUCGGACCAACAACCAGAACGGUGCGCCACGUGGAAGGAGGAUGAACCGUCGAGGGGGAGGCAGGGGAGGUGCUGCUGGAGGUGGCGGAGGACGCGGAAACAACUCUACUUCGAAGAAGGAUGCCCCCGGGUCUGCAGCUGAUGCUGAAGCGAAGGAGAAGGAUGUUGCUAAGGAGGAAGAGACCAAGGCGGCUGCAGCAGCCGAAGAGGUGGACGAUAGUAAGAUCUGCUGGAUCUGCGCCGAACCCGUCAAGUAUUUCUCGGUCUCGGAGUGCAACCAUCGCACUUGUCAUGUCUGUGCUCUACGACUCAGAGCGUUAUACAAGAAGCUAGACUGCACAUUUUGCAAGGAACCUCAACCGACUGUGAUAUUCACAGUAUCAGCGGAUGCUCCAUUUUCGUCCUACUCUCCCAAUGACAUACCCUACAAAGACUCCAAGCUCUCCAUCUCGUUUGAGACUCAGGAGAUGAUGGAGGAGACCCUCAUUCUUCUCCGGUUUAAUUGCCCGGACCUGACUUGUGAUUAUAUUGCGACUGGUUGGAACGACCUGAAGCUUCACGGCCGUGGAGUGCAUGGACGACUUAUGUGUGACAUCUGUCUCCGCCAAAAGAAAGUCUUCUCGCACGAGCACGUCCUUUACCCGCCAAAUCUGCUUCCCAUACAUCUGCCCUCCGUACCUCAUCGGGGCCUAAAGCAGGCCCCACCAACUCAGCAAAUAGAAGGAGGGAUACAUCCUCUGUGUGAGUUCUGCCGGGAGUGUUUCUUCGGGGACGACGAGCUGUAUUCGCACAUGCGAGAGCGACACGAAGAGUGCUUCAUUUGCAAGCGUAAUGAAGUCAGAGACCAAUAUUUCAAGAACUACGAAGCCUUAGAGAAACAUUUCAACAACGCCCAUCAUCCAUGCCUUAAUUCCUCUUGUCAAGCCCGAAAAUUCGUCGUCUUCAAUUCAUUACUGGACCUGCAAGCCCACAUGGUCGAAGAGCACGGCGCCGAGAUGUCGUCUCGUCAACAAAAAGAUGCCCGUCGCAUCAACGCAGGUUUCGAAUUCCAGGACCACAAUGUUCCAGGAUCGGGCGGUAGACGAAGGCCUCCGCGAGAUCGGGAGCCGCCACCGGACUCACAACAGCCUGGACCUGGACCUGGCUCUGGAAGACAGGGCGGCGGAGGAGGUGGGAAUAGCAGGAGGGAUAGGUUUGGAGGGCAGUUGACGGUAGAAGGCGAUUCGAGUGCGAAUCAUUCUGCAGCUCCCAGUCGACGGCAGACGCCUUCGCCUCCGCCAGCUGAUAUGGAUCCCGUCACCGCUGAACGGUACACGGGGCUCCUUGCCAGGCUCAGAAGUGUCGCUCCUAAUCCUACGAAUGCCGUGGCGGCAGUCAAGCUGUCUCUACGUUCCUUCCGUGCCUCCGAAUCUGCACCACGAGACCUCAUCUCGACUGUGUGGAAUAUCCUAGACCGUGACUUGGACAACACCGCUAGUAUCGUCAAUAUUCUUGUCGACAUUCUAGACGACGAGGAAAAGAAAUCGGCUUUACUGAGCGCCUGGAAUGGGUUCAAACUCGAGCAACGACGCCAGUUCCCUGACCUCGUCCCGACCUCAGUAGGUACGGAUUGGGCGGGAAUAACAGGUGGCCGAGUCCUCAGUGCCAAGACCGUCACCUCGACCCGCUCAUCGAACCAAACAUCACGCUCCGUCCUCGACCGUGUCGCUCAAGCCGCCGGCUCCUCCUCAUCCUCUACUGGUCCUCGUGCGGGUCCUUCAUCCGCUGGUCCCUCGAACGGACGUGCCUCAGCCUUCCCCGCCCUUCCAUCCUCUUCCAUCACCUCAACACCUAUCCGUCCUACUCCUACUCCUCCAGUCGUGCCAGGUUCAGGAUUUAGACAAGCGCAGCGUAACACAGCAUGGAGCGCUACGGCAUCGGGAAACGCACCACCACCGCCCGCACCGACCCAAACCCAACGCCCUGUGAGUAUCCCCGCUGGACCUUCGGCACAAUCGUUGAGGAACAAUGGGAGACAGGCAGGUCCACAGGCCCCUCCGCCGAAGUUGAACACUUCUGUGUUCCCGGAAUUGCCGAGUGCGGGACAGCAGAAGGUGAAGGUGACGGGGAAUAAUGGGAGUCUGAGCAGAAUAUUGGGAAGUACGGCGCCGACGACGUCGGCUUGGGAAAGGAGUGGUGGGGGCGGUGAGACUAGUAGUGGCCGCGUUGGGAACGCGGAGACGAAUGGACAGGAGAGUGCAGGAUCUGCGGCUGCGGCUGGUGGGAAGAAGAAGGGGAAGGGGAAACAGAAGCAGACGUUGUUUACGCUUGGGUCGUUCCCGAGUUAG
Molecule: messenger RNA, 2358 nt
Organism: Stereum hirsutum FP-91666 SS1
Lineage: Eukaryota; Fungi; Basidiomycota; Agaricomycetes; Russulales; Stereaceae
Exons: 7
Coding region: 1-2358 (785 amino acids)
Biological process (GO): protein ubiquitination; rescue of stalled cytosolic ribosome
Molecular function (GO): ribosome binding; ubiquitin protein ligase activity
Source: RefSeq, a predicted model, not a curated record